Amborella trichopoda is the source of this 1991-nucleotide messenger RNA. RefSeq names its product Galactosyltransferase family protein. NCBI's taxonomy places the organism in Eukaryota, Viridiplantae, Streptophyta, Magnoliopsida, Amborellales, Amborellaceae. The record is from RefSeq and is a predicted model, not a curated record. Gene Ontology annotation, molecular function: galactosyltransferase activity. Gene Ontology annotation, cellular component: Golgi membrane.
CAAUAAUUUCGAGAUACCCAAACGGGCCAUUAUCUCGGUUUCUCAAGGUACCCAAACGGCCCCAAUCUCGGUUUCUUGCAGUCGCGGCUUCCGUCGGACGGUCGCUACUGCGGACCAACAAGCUCUCUCUCAUAUUAUAUGCAUACAAAUGCAAGCAACCUAUUUGUAUUUUCCUGGUCAUUCUUUAUUUUUUUUUCAAAAUUAAAAAUACAUUCCACUAUGUUUCAUGUGUGUAACUCUUCUGUAAAAGCGACUGCAUUUUUUAUUUCCUUUCCCCUUUGAAUAUUCUUUACAUCUCCCCUGUAUGCAUAUAUUUCAGGAGAAACACGCUAUUUCUUGUUCAAUCACUGUCCCUUCAGAUUCAGAUCCGGAUCCCGUAGUUGAAGCUUCUCGGCCUGCUUUUGAAUAAUCAUUUGGCUGUUUUGUUUUGUUUUUUGUCCUGUUUGUGAGUUUGUAAUGUUGAGAUUGGGAAUCGAUUGAGAGAGAGAAAAGAGCGAUGCAUAGCAGGGGGUCGAGCGGCCGGCUCUCUGCAAUGGUAAUGAAGUCGAGGAUUUCUUUUCUAAUGUUUUCGAUGCUCGCGACCAUGGCUUCCCUCUAUGUUGCUGGACGUCUUUGGCAGGAUGCAGAGGCUAGGGUUUAUCUUAUAAAGGAGCUCGAUAGGAGAACUGGGCAGGGGCAGCCAGCUAUAUCAGUUGAUGAUACGCUUAAGGUUUUGGCUUGCAAAGAUCAACAAAAGAAAUUAUCAGCACUAGAGAUGGAAUUGGCUGCCGCUAGAAGUGAAGGUUUUGUAUCAAAACAUUCCAUUGGACCAAAUGGAACUCAUUCAAGGAGAAGAUUACUAGCUGUUAUAGGUAUUAUCACAGAAUUCGGUCACAAGAAUAACAGGGAUUCAAUCAGAAAAUCGUGGAUGCCUACAGGUGCAGCAUUGAAAAAAUUGGAAGAUGAUAAGGGUAUAGCAGUCCGUUUUAUCAUAGGUAGAAGUGCAAAUCGUGGGGAUAGUUUGGACAGGGCAAUUGAUGAAGAGAACAGCAAAACAAAUGACUUCCUUAUUCUUGAAGAUCACGUGGAGGUUUCUGAGGAGCUGUCAAAGAAAACAAAGAAGUUUUUUGUUAGUGCUGCUGAUACUUGGGAUUCUGAUUUCUAUGCUAAGGUUAAUGAUGAUGUUUAUGUUAACCUAGAUAGCUUGGGGGCUAUGCUUACAAAAUACUGGGAACAGCCCCGUGUUUAUAUUGGAUGUAUGAAGUCAGGAGAAGUUUUCUCAGAACGGAGCCACAAAUGGUAUGAGCCCGACUGGUGGAAGUUUGGAGACAAAAGAUCGUAUUUUCGGCAUGCUUCAGGGGAAAUGUACAUCAUAUCACGAGCUUUGGCACAGUUUAUAUCCAUAAACAGAGGAACUCUCAGUACAUAUGCCCAUGAUGAUGUUACUGUCGGAUCAUGGAUGAUUGCACUUGAUGUGAAGCAUGUAGAUGAAGGCAAACUCUGCUGCUCAACUUGGUCUCCAGGUGCUGUUUGCUCCACUGUCUGACCCAAUUUAGGCGAUGGCUCUAUACUCAACAAGUUUGCUGGGUCCAAAUGACAAGAUUUUCGUUUCUUUCAUUCACCAAGCUUGGGGCUAAUUCGAGUUGAUAUAGGGGAGUUAUAGGCUUUAUUGGCUGCUGCAAGUUCCAUUUUGGAGGUGAGGAACUGAGAGCAGUUAUCCCAAAUUUACUGGAUCCGAGCAAUAGACCAGUCAUCAACUUGGAUACUGCUGGUGUUUGGCAUUGAUACAUAAUUCAUAACAUAGGUUGGGUUGGGAUGGGGACAGAUCAUAGGGAGUUGGAGUGAGAUAUUUUUCUCUGAUGGCUUAGUUGGAUGUGUAAUGUUGGAAUAUUCCUUUCUGGUGGCCCAAAAAUGUAAUUGGGACUGGAUUUGAAUUUUUUGUAUCUCAUUGAUUUGAGAUGAGGGCUUGGAGGAAAAUGAGAAGGCUCGAUCAUGUGGUUUUGGCCUCUCCA